AGGGUGGAGGGAAGGAGAGAGAUGGACUUGUUCCCGCACCCCACACCGGGGGGAGGUGGCAAAGGGGACACAGUUACCCCAGGGCCCUCAGCUCACUGCCCCAGUCCCUUGCCCCAACUCCUGGUUCAGCCUCCUGGGGAAUGGUGGAUUCUGGGGACCGUCAGAGAAGGGUGUGCAGCCUCAACUCCAGGCCUGCCCUCCCAAACUUUUCUCUUUCCUUGCUCCCUCCCCCUAUCCUUUCUGAACCUCAUUUAUGCUGGGCCUGGAAGAGACGGGCAUCCGAUUUGGUCCCUGAACACACAAAUCUCAUGGACAGGUGACUGGAAAUGACCCUCCAGGGUGAUUAUGAAAGUAGCUCAAGGCAGAGUAAACUCUGUGGGGUCACAGAGACUCCAGCCGGUCCGUUCCCUGGGCGAACCCACAGGCUGGCCUAGGAGUCAGAUUGAGGUGCAGACACCUCACAGUAAGUGAAGAGUGACUUAGAAUUGUCUUAGGCAGGGUGAGAAAUGGCGUUCCAUGCAGAGUGCACAGCUUGUGCAAAGACUGGGGGGCAUGAAGGGUAUGAUAUGGUCACUAGCCUGGUGGCUGGGGGUGGUUAGCUAAUUAUAGCCGAGGUUAGCAUUUAUUGAGUACUUAUACCAGCUGGGUACUCCGCUCAGUGCUUUAUGUACAUCAUUUCAUUUCAUCUUCCCAGAAUCCCUUGCAGGGGGGGGCAAGGCCUCCUGGGACCAUUUUACAGAUGAGGAAUCUGAGGCAGAGCUGUUACGUAACUUGUCCUCUGGUCCCCCUGCUAGAAGAGCAGGGACCACUUUGCAACCCACAGCACCCUGCAGGUUGCCUUCCAGAAACUUCAGGAAGAGGUAGCCAGGCCGCCUCACAGAGACCUGAAGGCCCCAGCAGCACCUCCAGCUCCCCCUUAGGCCAAGUUGUUCCCACAUGCUGGACAGGGCCCCUGAGUCCUCCCACAGAGCCUCGCUGUCUGCGGCCUGCAAGGCUGCCAACCCUCCCAGAGACGCGAGAUCGCCACUCAGAUGUAGGGCAGUGCAGAAGCUGAGAUGCAAGCCCCUGACAGAUGCACAGCAGGGCCACACUGAGGGGCUGAAAGCUUCCUGUCAGGCCGGGGCUUCUCCCUCGCCUGGAUGCCGGGGCUCAGCCACUGUCACAGAGAAAGGUUUAAUGUUAAAAAGGGAUCCUCAGUCCCAGAAAGAGAGAUUUGAGGGUGUAAAUUGCAGCAUUGUCUGUGAUAAGGGCAACACUGGAAACAGCCCAAGUGGCCGUCAGUAGGCGGGUUAAAUGAACUAUGGCUCAUCCUUACAAUGCAACACUAUGUAGUUUUUUUAAAGGACAAGGUGGUUCUAUAGUAUAUUGUUCUGCGGAAGACGGAAGACGUUGUACUAUGGCAUGACCCAUUUCUGGAAAACGAAUGAGUUUUAUGUGCAGAGAAAAAAAUCUAGAGUCAUUACCACUGUACUGUUAAGGGUGGUCAUCGUGACCAGGGUGGGUGAGGGAACUAGAGGCAAGUGCCUCAAGUCACACAUGGUCUAAUGGUCAAAGUUUUUGCAAAGCUUAUGGAAAAGCAAUUAAAAAAUUUAAACAUGUUUGGAAGAGCAGUUCCUAUUCAAAAAGGCUUGAAACCAGAGCAGAGAAUGAUGGGGGAGUCUGUCACUGGAGGGGUUUUAGGCAGGAGAGUGCGUUAGUCAGAACUGUGUUUUUGUGAGGUCUGUUGCAGGGCCCAGCCCUGGUGUAGCACACAGCAAGUAUCCAUUCGUUCAGUGAUGGUUAGUUCUGGAGAUCCUGCCAGGGGCCAGACGCUGUUCUUGGUGCUGGGCGUCCAUGGGUAAAGAUGAAAAAUCCCACCAUCUUGGAGCUGACGUCAUGGCGGACUCCAUAGCUGUUGGCGAUUGGAUGGUUAGACUGAAGAAGCCAGCAAGAGGGGCGCUUGGAGCGGAGGGCGGGGUGGGCCGACACAGCCAGGCCAUCACCCAGAGGGCAGUAGAGUCCAUCAGAGGUGGAGGCUGAGGCUGGGAGCUUAGGGAGGAGGCCAGGACAGGGCCCCCGGAGGGAGUACAGGCUGGACCAGAUAGAGCCCCGGAGAGGGGACACAUUAUGAUGGGAGGGCAGGAGAGGGAGACAAAGACUGGGGGACAGAAGCCACACUGAGAUGGGGCCUAGGAGGAGGGGCAGGUUUAGGAGAGACGCUAAAGCCCAGUUUGAAAUGUGGUGGGAAAGGGAGGCCAGGAGUCACUUAGGAGGAGGCAUCCAGGAGGCUGUGGGAACCCCGGAUCUGGGGACUAGGAGGUGGCAUUAUCAAUGGCUAGGCCAAGACCAUUGGCACAGAUGAGGGAGCUAGCCCAGGGAAGGUGGAGAGAGGAGGUAGGGAGGGCCCAGGACAGAGUCUAGCACCGGCCAUCUGGGAGCCUGGCUGAGCGGCGGAGUGGAUAAUGACGCUAGAUAAUGACACGGAGGGGCUGGACAGGUGGCGUCCAGGGCUCCAGGCAGGAGCGCUGAGGGCCCCAGGGGGAGGACGGGGGCGUUUCCACUGGCAUCAUUCACAGGAGUGGCUGUGGUGAGGAGGGCAGCGGGCCCACGCCGCAGGGGACAGGCAGGGCUGCAAGGCAAGGGCUCGGGACACCGGGCAAUGUCAGCACUUCCCAAGCGCUUACCCCACUGGGUACUGCGCAGAGCACCUCCCCUGGGUUAACGCGUGUCAUCCCAGAUAGCCCUCUGAUGGCCGUGCCACCUCCUCUGAGCUCCGUUUCCAAGAUGAGGAGCAUCAGACUCAGAACAGCAAAGAACUGACGCUCCUCAAGAGCAGGACCAGGACUCAGAUUCAGACACUGAGGAAGGAGCUGCAGGCGGAGAAGCCGAGAUGGACUUCCUGCGGAAUUUCUUCUCCCAGACACUGGGCCUGGGCACCCAGAAGGAGCGUCUGUUGGACGACCUGACCCUGGAAGGGGUGACGCGCUACAUGCAGAGCGAGCGCUGUCGCAGGGUCAUCUGCUUGGUGGGAGCUGGGAUCUCCACGUCCGCCGGCAUCCCUGACUUCCGCUCCCCAUCCACGGGCCUCUAUGCCAACCUAGAGAAGUACCAUCUUCCCUACCCGGAGGCCAUCUUUGAGAUUGGCUACUUCAAGAAACACCCAGAGCCCUUCUUUGCUCUUGCCAAGGAACUCUAUCCUGGGCAGUUCAAGCCGACCAUCUGUCACUACUUCAUCCGCCUGCUGAAGGAGAAGGAGCUACUGCUGCGCUGCUACACGCAGAACAUAGACACGCUAGAGCGAGUGGCGGGCCUGGAGUCUGAGGACCUGGUGGAGGCCCACGGCACCUUCUACACCUCGCACUGCAUCAGCCCCCUCUGCCGACGGGAGUACUCGCUCAGCUGGAUGAAAGAGAAGAUCUUCUCCGAGGUGACUCCCAAGUGUGAGAAAUGUCACAGCGUGGUGAAGCCUGACAUCGUGUUCUUCGGUGAGAACCUCCCAGCAAGGUUCUUCUCCUGCAUGCAGUCAGACUUCUUGAAGGUGGAUCUCCUCAUCAUCAUGGGUACCUCCCUGCAGGUGCAGCCCUUUGCAUCCCUCAUCAGCAAGGCACCCCUCUCUACCCCACGCCUGCUCAUCAACAAGGAGAAGACUGGGCAGACUGACCCUUUCCUGGGGAUGAUGAUGGGCCUCGGAGGAGGCAUGGACUUCGACUCCAAGAAGGCCUACAGGGACGUGGCCUGGCUGGGUGACUGUGACCAGGGCUGCCUGGCCCUCGCCGACCUCCUCGGAUGGAAGAAGGAGCUGGAGGACCUCGUCCGGAAGGAGCAUGCCAUCAUUGAUGCCCAGGCAGGGUCAGGGAGCCCCAACCCCAACACUUCAGCUUCCCCCGGGAAUUCUGCACCUCCUGCCAAGGAGGAGGCCAGGACCAUGGAGGGGGAGCAGGGCCAGUGACAGCUGCACCUCCCGGGACAGCAGAGCCGCCACCAGCCCUGGCCCCCUCUAACUUGCAGCUCUUGUCUGGGGAGCUCAGAACAUUGCCCCAGUCUCCUAACUACCCCC
This is a messenger RNA of Callorhinus ursinus (northern fur seal), 4036 nucleotides long. The record is from RefSeq and is a predicted model, not a curated record. Lineage: Eukaryota; Metazoa; Chordata; Mammalia; Carnivora; Otariidae.